Messenger RNA from Bombina bombina (fire-bellied toad), 6271 nucleotides. RefSeq names its product laminin subunit beta 1 (gene LAMB1). The record is from RefSeq and is a predicted model, not a curated record. The coding region runs from base 119 to 5464 and encodes 1781 amino acids. Gene Ontology annotation, molecular function: integrin binding; extracellular matrix structural constituent. Lineage: Eukaryota; Metazoa; Chordata; Amphibia; Anura; Bombinatoridae. Gene Ontology annotation, biological process: basement membrane assembly; cell migration; substrate adhesion-dependent cell spreading. The transcript is spliced from 34 exons. Gene Ontology annotation, cellular component: laminin trimer.
UCUUGCAGUCUGGAAAGUCAGAUUUUUUUUUCAGUCAUCUGAGUGGGAUCAGAGGAAACACAACUCCAGAAGACAGAAAAGUAAUUCCAACUUAGUGUGUCCCCAGCUCAGGAGGACAAUGGGACUUCUUCAGGUGCCCCUUAUCCUAGUAAUAUUAUGGGGAGUAGGCAAUGCUCAAGAACCAGAAUUCAGCUAUGGCUGUGCAGAGGGAAGCUGUUACCCAGCUACAGGAGACUUGUUGAUUGGCCGGGAACAACAACUAAUUGCAUCCUCAACAUGUGGCACUCGCAAACCCGAAUCGUUCUGUAUCGUUAGCCAUCUUCAGGAAGAGAAAAAAUGCUUUAAAUGUGAUUCAAGGAUACCUUACAAUGAAUAUAAUAACACGGAGAGCCAUACUAUCGAAAAUGUGGUGACUACAUUCGAUCCAAAUCGACUUAAUCUGUGGUGGCAAUCAGAAAAUGGACUGGAAAAUGUCACCAUUCAGUUAAAUCUUGAAGCAGAAUUCCAUUUCACUCAUCUCAUCAUGACCUUUAAGACUUUCCGUCCAGCUGCAAUGUUAAUUGAAAGAUCAUCAGAUUUUGGUAAAACAUGGAAAGUCUACAGAUAUUUUGCUUAUGAUUGUGAAUCCUCCUUUCCUGGGAUUUCAUUUGGGCCAAUGAAGAAAGUAGAUGACAUCAUCUGUGAUUCCCGCUAUUCAGAUAUUGAACCCUCUACAGAAGGAGAGGUUAUUUUCCGUGUUUUAGACCCAGCUUUUCGUAUUGAAGACCCAUAUAGUCCAAGGAUUAAAAGCAUGUUGAGAAUUACAAACCUGAGAAUCAAGUUCUUGAAGCUACAUACUUUGGGAGACAAUUUGCUGGAUUCCAGAGUGGAAAUAAAAGAAAAAUAUUAUUACGCCAUUUAUGAUAUGGUGGUCCGGGGUAACUGUUUCUGCUAUGGACAUGCUAGCGAAUGUGCCCCAGUGAGAGGCUAUUCGGAUAAUGUGGAUGGAAUGGUGCACGGUCGCUGCGUCUGUACACAUAACACAAAAGGUCUGAACUGCGAGCAAUGUCAGGACUUCUAUCAUGAUUUACCUUGGAGACCAGCUGAAGGUCGCAGCAGUAACGCUUGUAAAAAAUGUAAUUGUAAUGAACACUCUGUUCAGUGCCAUUUUGACAUGGCGGUUUAUAUGUCUACUGGGAAUACCAGUGGUGGAGUGUGUGACGACUGCAAACACAACACGAUGGGGCGGAACUGUGAACAGUGCAAAUCAUUUUUCUACCAGCAUCCAGAUAAGGAUAUCCGUGAUCCGAAUAUCUGUCAGCCUUGUAAUUGUGACCCAGCUGGUUCCCAGAAUGGCGGCAUAUGUGACAGAUAUACAGAUUUCUCCGUGGGCCUCAUUGCCGGACAGUGCCGCUGCAAGGAGAAUGUUGAAGGAGAACGCUGUGAUCUUUGUAAAGAAGGAUACUAUGAAUUGAAUGCAGAAGAUCCGGAUGGGUGUCAGCCAUGUGGAUGCAAUACUUUAGGAACUAUUCCUGGGGGCAAUCCUUGUGACUCACAAGAUGGAAGCUGCUAUUGCAAACGAUAUGUAACUGGAAGAAAAUGUGAUCAGUGCAUGUCUGAAUUCUGGGGUCUGAGCAAUGAUUUGGAUGGCUGCAGGGCUUGUGACUGUGACCGUGGGGGAUCAUUGAACAAUAAUUGCUCACCAGAAUCCGGCCAGUGUGAAUGUAGAGCACACAUGAUUGGUCGUCAGUGCAAUGAAGUGGAAUCUGGCUUUUAUUUUAUUGUAUUAGAUCAUUACACCUAUGAAGCAGAAGAAGCUAAUUUUGGUCCUGAUGUAAGACUUGUUCAGAGACCAAACCCCCAUGACCGCACACCUUCCUGGACUGGAAUUGGCUUUGCCAGGGUCCCAGAAGGUGCAUACUUGGAAUUUUACAUCAAUAACAUCCCCCAUUCAAUGGAGUAUGAUCUUUUGAUACGCUACGAACCUCAACUGCCAGAACAAUGGGAAGAGGCAGUUGUAACUGUUGUACGCCCUGGCAAGAUUCCCACAAGCAGCCGAUGCGGCAACACAAUCCCUAAUGAUGAUAAUCAGCUGGUCUCGCUGCCUCCUGGCUCUCGGUAUGUUGUUCUUCCUCGAUCAAUAUGCUUUGAGAAGGGUCUUAAUUAUACUAUACGUUUGGAGCUGCCACGUUACUCUAUCAAUUCGAAUGUGGAUAACCCGUAUACCCUAAUAGAUUCUAUCGUCCUGUUGCCUCAUGUCAAGUACCUCGACCUCUUCAGCACCGGAGGCUCAGGAGAUGAUUUCAUCACCAAUAGCGAUUGGCAAACAUUCCAGAGAUAUAGGUGUCUUGAGAACAGCCAGAGUGUUGUGAAAACCCCUCUCACUGAUGUCUGCAAGCAUUUCCUCUUCAGCAUUUCUGCACUUUUGCACGAAGGUGCACUUGAAUGCCAAUGUGACCCGCAAGGCUCCUUGAGCUCUGUGUGUGACCCACAUGGUGGAAAAUGCCAGUGCCGACCUAACGUUAUUGGCAGAAACUGCGACAGGUGUGCUCCUGGGACCUAUGGAUUUGGACCUAGUGGUUGCAAACCUUGUGAAUGUGAUGAGAAUGGAUCGUCACAUUCUUUCUGCCACCCUGAGACUGGCCAGUGUCCCUGCAUUCACGGAGCAUAUGGGCGUCAGUGCGAUGUUUGCUUGCCUGGGUACUGGGGUUUCCCCAGCUGCCGACAGUGCCAGUGUAAUGGGCAUGCUGAUGACUGCAAUACUCUUAAUGGAGAAUGUAUAGGCUGCAAGGAACAUACUGAAGGCUACAGCUGUGAGAGAUGUCUCUCUGGCUAUUAUGGGGACCCCAGGCUUGGAUCAGGAGAUCACUGCCGGCCCUGCCCUUGCCCUGAUGGCCCAGGGACUCAGCGCCAGUUUGCCAGUGGCUGUUACAAAGAGCCCACCAGCCAACAAGUUAUAUGUUCCUGCAACCCUGGUUAUACAGGAAUCAGGUGUGAUGAAUGCGCUUCUGGAUAUUUUGGAAACCCUGAAGAUAUUGGAGGUGUCUGCCAGCCAUGCCAGUGUAACAACAACAUAGACACCACUGACCCACUGGCUUGUGAUAAGAAGACUGGAGUAUGUAUGAAAUGCCUGUAUCACACAGAAGGAGACAACUGUCAUCAGUGUCAGCUCGGUUACUAUGGCAACGCACUUCAACAAAAUUGCAGAAAGUGUGUCUGUAAUUAUCUUGGGACUGAGCCAGAGCAUUGCAAUGGAGAGGUUGACUGCAAUUGUGACAAGACAACUGGCCAGUGCCCAUGCUUACCCAAUGUGAUUGGCCAGAGCUGUGACCGCUGUGCACCAAAUACAUGGAAGUUAGCGAGUAGCACUGGAUGUGAAUCAUGUGGUUGUCAUGCUACCCGGUCUUUGGGUCCAUCCUGUAAUGAGUUCACUGGACAGUGUCUGUGCAUGCCUGGUUUCGGAGGGAGGAACUGUAGUGAGUGCCAGGAACUUUUCUGGGGUAAUCCGGAUGUUGAAUGUAGAGCUUGUGAUUGUGACUCAAGAGGCAUCCAGACCCCACAGUGUGACCGUGGUACUGGUCAUUGCAUUUGCAAUGAGGGUACUGAAGGGGCCCGUUGUGACCGAUGUGCUCGUGGAUAUUCUGGCAUUUUUCCAAACUGUGUCCCUUGUCACAAGUGUUUUGCACUAUGGGAUGUCAUCAUCCAAGAAUUGGCCAACAGGACAAACAAGCUUUUAGAUCGUGCCAAUGCUCUGAAACUCACCGGUGUCACUGGACCUUACCAGCAGACCAUCGAUAAAGUGCAGGAGAAGAUAGAGGAAAUUAAGACUAUCCUUGCACAGAAUCCCGCAGCGCAACCACUGAAAAGUAUUGAAAAUCUUUUUGAUUCGGCAGAAAAGCUGAAAUCAGAAGUUGCUAAAAAAAUUGAAGAAGUUGAGAAGAAACUUGCAGAAUUUGAUGGCGGUGAUUCGGAAAAACUAAGCGCACUUCAGGAAGAUGCGGAGAGUGUUGGUAAAGUGGUCAAAGAACUUGGAGAGCAACUGGAAUACAUGAAGAUUUCUAACGUUAAAGGAGCUAUGGACAGCAUCAACAAAUAUUUCCAGAUGUCUUUGGAGGCAGAAGAGAAGGUCAAUGCCUCUGCUCUGAACCCGGAUAGCAUUCUUGAACAUGCAGCUGCAACCCGGCAGGAAGUUGAAGACAUAAUAAAUGAAAAACAGUUUUGGUUCAAGGAAUAUCAAGAAGAGCAAUCUCGACUCUUGGACGAACUUGCUGGCAGUGUGCAGAGUUUGGAUCUGUCAUCGCUCUCUGAAAAGACUUGCGGAACAUCUCCUGGUGCAUCAUGUGAGGAUUCCCCUUGUGGCGGCAUUGGCUGCAAGACAGAAGAUGGCAAAAGGAAAUGUGGAGGCCCCAACUGUGAUGGUUUUGUUAAUGUAGCCAACAAUGCAUGGCAAACAGCAAUGAAGUUUGAUAAGGAGAUUCUAAGCGCACUGGCAGAAGUGGAAGAACUCUCUAAAAUGGUAGCAGAAUCAAAACUAAGAGCAGAAGAAGCAAAACAGAGUGCUCAGAAUGUCUUGAACAAAGCAAAUAACACCAAAGAGAAAGUUGACAGAAGCAAUGAAGACCUAAGAAAUCUCAUCAAACAGAUUAGGGACUUUUUAAUGCAGGAUGGAGCUGACCUUGACAGCAUUGAGGCAGUUGCCAAUGAGGUUCUGAAAAUGGAUAUGCCGACCACCCCUGAGCAGCUGCAAGCACUGACAGAGGAUAUCCGAGAACGCGUGGAAAGCCUUUCUGAUGUGGAGGACAUCCUCAAGGAGAGCGCUGGAGAUAUUGCGAGGGCCGAGGCUCUCUUAGAUGAAGCAAAGAAAGCAAGCCAAGCUGCAACUGACAUUAAAGCUACUGCUGAUUUAGUAAAAGAAGCUCUAGAGGAAGCAGGGAAGGCUCAGAGUGCAGCAGAAAAAGCCAUCAAACAAGCGAACGAUGACAUCAAAGGAACGAAUGAUCUACUUACAUCAAUUGAAUCUGAAGCAGCUGUAUCAGAGGAAACUUUAAAUAACGCUACACAACGUAUCGCCCAACUUGAAAGAAAUGUUGAUGAUUUAAUGAAAAAGUCUGCGGCAAAUUCUGUGUCUGUCGAUGAGGUGGAGAAAUCUGUUGACAAAGCCAAAGAAAAUGCAGAUGGAAUUAAAAAGGUUUUGGAUGGUGAACUAAGUGACAAGUAUAAGAAAGUUGAAGACUUGAUAAUGCAAAAAGCUGAAGAUUCUAUAGAAGCCAGAAAGAAAGCAGAGAAGCUGCAAAAAGAAGCCAAAUCAUUGUUAGCUCAAGCAAAUAAAAAGCUCAGUUUGCUCAAAACUUUAGAAAGAACGUACGAUGUAAAUCAGAAAACUUUGGAAGAGAAAGCCAAACAGUUAGUAGAAUUGGAAGAAACAGUCCGAUCUCUGCUACAGGCCAUCAGUCAGAAAGCAACAGUAUACAGCACUUGCUUAUAAACAGGAGAACAGAAACGGACGAGGACCAAAUGUUAUGUAAUUUAUUGGAAGAAAUCUCUGAGAGAAAACCAAAUGAAGGCAUUGUUUUUUAUGGUCAUUUUUUGUAUUAAAUAAAAGCUGAACAUCAGUACUAAAUAACUUUUUAAGUUACUUCUAUUUUUUGUAUUUGUUUAAUUUGUAUGUGGUAAUUGACACAGCCAUUUUUUUAAAGAGUUAAAAUGAGUUAUCUGUAAUCUACUAGGCUAUAUGUAGCAUGCUUAUAUUUGUAUUUUUAUAUAUUUUUUGCACUAAUUAUAAGUAUAAAUUGCACACAGUUAUAUAUUUUAAUUAAAAGCACGCUUGACCACCCCUUAAAAACACAUAUCUGCUCAAUGUAUAAACAUCUAAGUAUCAUAUUUUAUAGUAAUAGAACAAAAAAACUAUUGGAUACGUUCAUCACUUUACUGUUUAAUGGGACAGUAAAGUCAAAAUUAAAUUGUUUUAUAUGCACACUUUGAGGCACCAUCUCCUACUGAGCAUGUGCAAGAAUUCACAGAAUAUACAUAUGCAUUUUGUGAUUGGCUGAUGGCUGUCACAUGAUGCAUUGGGAAAGAAAAUGUAACUCAUUUUUUGUCCUAAAAAAAAACAACUAUUACUGAUUUGAAAUUCAAACUAAGUGCUUUUGCAUUGUUUUUUUAUUAUGCUUUUAUUGAUUAUGAAAUGAUAUUGUGUGUAGUGGUCCUUUUAACCUUUGUACUUUUCAAAGGAAACAUUCUGUAACGAUGAAAUAGAAAAUCUAUGGUCAGUAUUAAAGUUGUAUACAGAUUA